Kazachstania africana CBS 2517 is the source of this 387-nucleotide messenger RNA. RefSeq names its product ubiquitin-60S ribosomal protein eL40 RPL40A fusion protein (gene RPL40A). The record is from RefSeq and is a predicted model, not a curated record. Gene Ontology annotation, biological process: translation; modification-dependent protein catabolic process; protein ubiquitination. Bases 1 to 387 code for a protein of 128 amino acids. The transcript is spliced from 2 exons. Gene Ontology annotation, cellular component: nucleus; ribosome; cytoplasm. NCBI's taxonomy places the organism in Eukaryota, Fungi, Ascomycota, Saccharomycetes, Saccharomycetales, Saccharomycetaceae. Gene Ontology annotation, molecular function: protein tag activity; structural constituent of ribosome; ubiquitin protein ligase binding.
AUGCAAAUUUUCGUUAAAACUUUAACAGGUAAGACUAUUACCUUAGAAGUUGAAUCUUCUGAUACCAUUGAUAACGUCAAGUCUAAGAUCCAAGACAAAGAAGGUAUUCCACCUGACCAACAAAGAUUAAUCUUCGCUGGUAAGCAAUUAGAAGAUGGUAGAACUUUGUCCGAUUACAAUAUCCAAAAGGAAUCCACUUUACACUUAGUCUUAAGAUUAAGAGGUGGUAUCAUUGAACCUUCCUUAAAGGCUUUAGCUUCUAAGUACAACUGUGACAAAUCUGUCUGCCGUAAAUGUUACGCUAGAUUACCACCAAGAGCUACCAACUGUAGAAAGAGAAAGUGUGGUCACACCAACCAAUUACGCCCAAAGAAGAAGUUAAAAUAA